ACAGACAGGCGCUCCUUACCACCUCAACUACUCGCAUGCAACUGGAUUACUAAAAUUUAAGGUUUUUCUGACAAUGUGACUUGGAUUAAACACUACAUCCCUGCAGCACUUUUCAAUUAUAUAUUUGGAAUAUGGUUCUGUCCUGGGACUUGGCUAGCUCCACUUUUGGGGCCAUUAAACAUAUCCAUCUGGACCAAUAAGAAGACACGUUUUGACUACACACUUUUUUGGAAUAUAUCACUGAACGUUAUCAACCAUCAUGGAUCCACUGUUGCACCCAGGUUCUAGUGCUCUGUACUGCCCCCUACUGCUACUUGUUGCUGCAUCUUGCUCUCUGCUCCUCCCUUUAGCAUCUCCACAGCGUGUUCCCAUCGACCCACAGGCCGCUCCCGAAUACGCUCAUUCCAUUCGCCUGGACGGGGACAUCAUUCUGGGAGGUUUGUUCCCAGUCCACUCCCGGGGCGAUCGCGGUACCCCUUGCGGAGAACUUAAAAAGGAGAAAGGGAUCCACCGUUUGGAAGCCAUGAUGUUUGCCAUAGACCUGAUCAAUAAGGACCCCGAGCUACUUCCGAAUAUCACUUUGGGGGCUAGGAUCCUGGAUACGUGCUCUCGAGACACCUACGCUCUGGAGCAGUCUCUCACUUUUGUGCAGGCCCUGAUCGAGCGGGAUGGGUCAGAUGUACGGUGUGCUAACGGAGAUCCGCCCAUCUUCACCAAACCGGAUAAAAUAGUGGGAGUGAUCGGAGCCGCCGCCAGCUCUGUGUCCAUCAUGGUGGCCAACAUUCUGCGCCUGUUCAAGAUCCCUCAGAUCAGCUACGCCUCCACGGCCCCGGAGCUGAGCGACAACACCCGCUAUGACUUCUUCUCUCGCGUGGUGCCUCCGGACUCGUACCAAGCCCAGGCCAUGAUGGACAUCGUCACGGCGAUGGAGUGGAACUAUGUGUCCACGCUCGCAUCCGAGGGCAACUACGGGGAGAGCGGAGUGGAAGCCUUCAUCCAGAUCUCCAGGGAAACAGGAGGAGUGUGUAUUGCCCAGUCCUUGAAAAUCCCACGAGAGCCCAGAACGGGGGAGUUUGACAAGAUCAUCCGGCGUCUGCUGGAGACGUCCAACGCCAGGGCCGUCAUCAUGUUCGCUAACGAAGACGACAUCCGGCGAGUCCUAGACGCAGCCAAAAGGAACAACCAGACGGGUCACUUCCUGUGGGUGGGGUCAGACAGCUGGGGGUCAAAAAUCUCCCCUGUGAUUGGUCAGGAGAGAGUGGCUGAGGGCGCCAUCACCAUCCUACCCAAGAGAGCUUCAGUGGACGCCUUUGACCGGUACUUCCGAAGCCGCUCCCUUUCCAACAACAGAAGAAACGUCUGGUUUGCAGAGUUUUGGGAAGAAAACUUCAACUGCAAGCUCGGCAUGCAUGGAAAACGACCAGGAAGUCUGAAAAAAUGCACAGGUCUGGAGAAGGUUGGUCGUGAUUCCAGUUAUGAGCAGGAGGGGAAAGUGCAGUUUGUGAUGGACGCGGUGUACGCCAUGGCCCAUGCUCUGCACCGAAUGCACCGCGAGCUCUGUUAUGGUUACCCAGGUUUGUGCCCACGUAUGGCCAACAACAUCGACGGCAAAGAGCUCCUCAACCACAUCAGGGCUGUCCGAUUCAAUGGGAGUGCGGGGACACCAGUGGUUUUCAAUGAGAAUGGCGACGCCCCCGGCAGGUACGACAUCUUUCAGUACCAGAUCAACAACAGGUCGACCGCAGAGUACAGAGUCAUCGGCUCCUGGACCAACAAACUGCACCUCAAGCUGGAGGCUCUGCGGUGGAGGACAGGAGACCCCUCGCUGCCUCAGUCUGUCUGUAGUCUGCCAUGUCGCGCCGGAGAGAGGAAGAAAGUGGUCAAAGGCUCCCCGUGCUGCUGGCACUGCGAGCGCUGUGAGGGAUACCACUUCCAGGCGUCUGAGUUCACGUGUGAGCUGUGUCCAUACGAGAAGAGGCCCGAUAUAAACAGGACUGGCUGUGUGUCCAUCCCCAUCAUAAAACUGGAGUGGCACUCGCCCUGGGCCAUUAUCCCCAUGUUCAUCUCCAUGUUGGGCAUCAUCGCCACCUCUUUUGUCAUGGUCACGUUUGUCCGCUACAAUGACACGCCGAUCGUUCGCGCGUCGGGCAGAGAGAUGAGCUACGUGCUGCUCACUGGGAUAUUCUUGUGUUACGCCAUCACAUUUUUGAUGAUAGCCACGCCGGAUGUGGGUGUAUGUUCGCUAAGAAGGAUUUUUUUGGGACUGGGGAUGUGUUUUAGCUACGCGGCGCUCCUUACCAAGACAAACAGGAUACAUCGCAUCUUUGAACAAGGGAAGAAGUCUGUGACAGCGCCAAGGUUCAUCUCGCCUGCCUCCCAGCUCGUCAUCACCUUCUCCCUGAUCUCGGUGCAGUUGCUGGGUGUGUUUGUGUGGUUCGCUGUGGACCCUCCUCACACGGUGGUAGACUAUGGAGAGCAGAGGACCCAGGACCCCCUAUCUGCACGAGGGGUCCUCAAGUGCGACAUCUCCGACCUGUCCCUCAUCUGCUCUCUGGGGUACUCCAUCCUGCUCAUGGUCACCUGCACAGUCUACGCCAUCAAAACCAGAGGAGUACCCGAAACCUUCAACGAGGCCAAGCCCAUUGGAUUUACCAUGUACACAACCUGCAUCAUCUGGCUGGCCUUUAUCCCCAUCUUCUUCGGCACGUCGCAGUCGGCAGAAAGAAUGUACAUCCAGACCACCACUCUGACCAUCUCCCUGAGUCUGUCCGCCUCUGUGUCUCUGGGAAUGCUCUACAUGCCCAAAGUCUACAUCAUCCUCUUCCACCCGGAGCAGAACGUGCCCAAGAGGAAACGCAGCUUUAAGGCCAUCGUGACAGCUGCCACCAUGUCGGGCAAACUCACCCAGAAGGGAGGGGACCGGCCCAACGGAGAAGUGAAGACUGAGCUGUGUGAGAGCAUGGAGACCAACACUUCAUUAACUAAGACGACAUAUGUCAGCUACAGCAAUCACGCCAUCUGAGUGGAUCACUGACGAGAAUGGAAACGAAUGGGCCUGGACACAUGAAUGGGAAAUGGCUUGUCUGUGGGCGGAGCCGAGCCA
Messenger RNA from Periophthalmus magnuspinnatus, 3103 nucleotides. RefSeq names its product glutamate receptor, metabotropic 8a (gene grm8a). Gene Ontology annotation, cellular component: membrane. The coding region runs from base 260 to 3022 and encodes 920 amino acids. Gene Ontology annotation, molecular function: group III metabotropic glutamate receptor activity. Gene Ontology annotation, biological process: regulation of synaptic transmission, glutamatergic; G protein-coupled glutamate receptor signaling pathway. The transcript has 14 exons. NCBI's taxonomy places the organism in Eukaryota, Metazoa, Chordata, Actinopteri, Gobiiformes, Gobiidae. The record is from RefSeq and is a predicted model, not a curated record.